Ceratotherium simum simum (southern white rhinoceros) is the source of this 1190-nucleotide messenger RNA. It is a transcript of the gene CCDC90B, whose product is annotated as coiled-coil domain containing 90B. The record is from RefSeq and is a predicted model, not a curated record. NCBI's taxonomy places the organism in Eukaryota, Metazoa, Chordata, Mammalia, Perissodactyla, Rhinocerotidae. Gene Ontology annotation, cellular component: mitochondrion.
CGGUAAUGACGUGCACGGGUGGGACGGUGGGAGAAGCGGAGCCGCUCUGAAUGAUGCUAGUGAACUGUGGGUCCGUCCGUGAAGAGGCCCAGCUUUGCGGGAAGGUGGGUCGAGCCUGCCCUGGGACAGGAUCCUGCUGCAGGCCGAAAACUACAUUUCCCAGCAUCCUCAUGGUGCCAGAACUACCUUGCCCGAAAGCCUGAGCGUGAUUCAUCGAACCUUUCGCCUCCUCCCCCCAACCCGAAAACUGGGGACAUGUGGGGUCGCUGUGUCUGGCGGCUCCUGCGUUCUGAAGGCAGCGGGGGUCGCCGGCUUUCAACCCGCCGCGGGCGUUUCUCGCCGGCCCUGCGGAGAGAUUUCUUAACCACCACAACCAAGGAAGGAUAUGAUAUGAGGCGAGUGGACAUAACUCCUUUAGAACAAAGGAAGUUAACUUUUGAUACCCAUGCAUUGGUUCAGGACUUGGAAACUCAUGGAUUUGACAAAGCACAAGCAAAAACUCUUGUGUCAUUAUUGACGACUUUAUCAAAUGUCAGCCUGGAUAGUAUCUAUAAGGAGAUGGUCACUCAAGCUCAACAGGAAAUAACAGUACAACAGCUAAUGGCUCAUUUGGACUCCAUCAGGAAAGACAUGGUCAUCCUAGAGAAAAGUGAAUUUGCAAAUCUGAGAGCAGAGAACGAGAAAAUGAAAAUUGAAUUAGAACAAGUUAAGCAACAACUGAUAAAUGAAACCAGUCGAAUCAGAGCAGAUAAUAAACUGGACAUCAACCUAGAAAGGAGCAGAGUAACAGAUAUGUUUACAGAUCAAGAAAAGAAACUUAUGGAAACAACCACAGAAUUUACCAAAAAGGAUACCAAAACCAACAGUAUUAUUUCAGAAACCAGUAAUAAAAUUGACACUGAAAUUGCUUCUUUAAAAACUCUGAUGGAGUCUAACAAGCUUGAGACAAUUCGUUAUCUGGCAGCCUCAGUGUUUACUUGCCUAGCGAUAGCGCUGGGAUUUUAUAGACUCUGGAAAAAGGAGUGACACGGCUAUGUUGUGCUCUUCCUGCUGCUGUUGACUCCUUAGAACGCCACGCCAGGAGAGAUUGACUUUGAACGUUGAAAGUUGCAGUAGAAACUUAAUACAAAAACAUUAUUCAAAGUACAUAUGGACUAAAAAGAAAUCUUUUAGAAUGGGAAGAUGUAUUU